Molecule: messenger RNA, 1537 nt
Organism: Photinus pyralis (common eastern firefly)
Lineage: Eukaryota; Metazoa; Arthropoda; Insecta; Coleoptera; Lampyridae
Product: gustatory receptor for sugar taste 64f-like
Exons: 8
Coding region: 115-1425 (436 amino acids)
Biological process (GO): detection of chemical stimulus involved in sensory perception of taste; sensory perception of chemical stimulus
Cellular component (GO): membrane
Molecular function (GO): taste receptor activity
Source: RefSeq, a predicted model, not a curated record
ACAACAGUCAGAGUCAACAAAAGCGACAGUGAUUUAGAUGAAAUGAACGAAACGAAGGGCAGCUAAGAGGUUUCGUUCAAUUCCGCUGGCCAACCGAAAGCGGGCUGGAAUCGUAUGAUCGCUAAGUGGGAGUUGGACAAAAUGAAAUGGAUAAAAAAAUAUGUCUCAAAAUCCACGCGCCAAAAAGAUUUGGACGAACAGCGUUUAUUCAAAUCAUUCGCAUUUGUUGUGCUACUGGGCCAAGUUUUUGGUAUUAUGCCACUUUCCGAUGCCUGCGGUCCGCACGAGCACUGCAUCUACUUUAAGUGGAAGUCCUGGAAGGUGCUCUACACCCUCCUCGUUGUCGUUGGAAGUGUGUUUUGCGGGUGGUCAACGAUAUACCAUAUGGCCAACCAUGGAUCAACCAUGGGCCUUGUGUCUGCCGUAAUGUUCUAUUUGAAUUCGAUUGUGGUGCACCUACUCUUCGUAUCGCUGGCGAAGGAUUGGGCUCACCUGAUGAGAGAAUGGAGCGCGGUUGAUAUCGGAAUGCGAUCCUAUGGGUGGCCAUCAAAUCUCGACGCGAGGCUCAAAAUAACCUCUGUGAUCAUUCUGUCAUUCGCCACAUCGGAACACCUUUUGUCGGCCAUCCAGAACUUUGUACGUGCGAUCAACUGUCGAAACACAAUUGCUGAGAUCUUUGAGUACUUCUUCGUCAAUUUAGCAUAUCCACAAGUGUUUUCAAGCAUCACGUACUCGAUUGGUAUAGGCGUGACGUUACAGGUGAUCACGUUGAUUUCAACAUUUUCCUGGACAUAUAUUGAUUUGUUUAUAAUUUUGAUCAGCUCAGCUCUCGCACUUCGGUUUCGGCAAGUGAGCGACAGGAUGGAGUCCUACCUCCAAGCGGCAGUAGCUGUAAGAGAAAUUAAGCCUAGACAACCCCUUCAGCUGUCAGACAUUGUAUUAUGGCGAAACCUUCGGGAAGACUAUAAUCGUCUUAGCAAGCUUUGUCGAAUAUUAAAUGAACACAUUUCUUAUAUAGUACUGGUGUCAUUUGGAAGUAACUUAUUUUUCAUACUUGUGCAGUUUUUUAAUAGUUUAAAGCCGAUAAGGAAUACAACAGAGAUGGUCUACUUUUAUUUUUCCUUUGGAUUUCUGAUUGGUCGCACUAUUUGCGUUUCACUUUAUGGUUCUUGGAUCCAUGAUGAGAGCCAGAAGUUUAUUCCUCUGCUCAAUUCCGUACCGUCCACGAUUUAUAAUAUUGAAGUUAGGAGAUUCGUUCUGCACGUCGGCAUCGAAACCAUCUCCUUGACUGGGAAGAAAUUCUUCAAUGUGACUAGAAGCAUAGUACUAAGCAUUGCAGGUACGAUUGUCACAUAUGAGCUGGUGCUAAUACAGUUUUAUGGAGGCCAAAUACAAAAAUCUGGGAAUGAAACCUAUGGAUGCUAGAUUUAAACAAAUUGUUACAACUAUGUUUAAUAUAUGUUUUCUCAUUUGGUUUUUUAAAAUUUAAUUUCAAUUAAAAUUUGAUUUUUACUAUGUGUGAUAUAUGUUUACUUUU